Molecule: messenger RNA, 495 nt
Organism: Letharia columbiana
Lineage: Eukaryota; Fungi; Ascomycota; Lecanoromycetes; Lecanorales; Parmeliaceae
Exons: 2
Coding region: 1-495 (164 amino acids)
Source: RefSeq, a predicted model, not a curated record
AUGUGGCUGUGGGGCUUUGCUUUGUCAGUAUCCGCUGCUCUAUCGCUCAUUUCAAAUUCCCUUGUGCUAGCGAACCAGCGGGUCAAUGAAACGGGAACAUUCAACGUAACCACUCCAGCUUCUCUGAAAACACUCCCGGACCAGGUCGACUACAGGGUUCUUGGCACUCCCAUCACUAUUCGGUUCUACGGCUACGGUCUCGAUCUUGACGUCAAGAAGGGCUCAGCUCUUAUCUUACUGGUUACACAGGGCGAGCAACUCGUUUGGGACCAACCCGUAGAGGAUGACUUGCUUCUGGCCGACUAUGAGGGCAUGGAAUUCAGAUUUUAUCCGCAGGUAUGGAUCACAUGGAGGAUGUUAUAUGAAACGACACUAGCCAUGGAAUACUUUUUCUCACAUAUCUUGAGGAGGGAAUUCAGUUUUUACCUGCGGCUCGAGGGACAAGAGGAUUUCUUUGGCCAUGGACUAAUGCGGAUGAAUGAUAGGCGUGCGUGA